Molecule: messenger RNA, 1987 nt
Organism: Mycetomoellerius zeteki
Lineage: Eukaryota; Metazoa; Arthropoda; Insecta; Hymenoptera; Formicidae
Product: esterase E4
Exons: 9
Coding region: 60-1904 (614 amino acids)
Source: RefSeq, a predicted model, not a curated record
AGUCUUAAUCCUACCUUCGCCAAACGAACACGCGCGUUCUUCGGUACUCACGAAACCGCAUGAGAUCGUUGCGAAAUCCCUUGGAGAAGAAAGAGUUAAAAAUGAAGGAAUGUCGAAAUAACAUGUUCAUCCAACUAGGCCUUAUUUGCAUCUUCGCGUUUAAUGUGGUCUGCGGUAAUCCACCAAUUGCAAAACCACCGAAUGGUACGUUAUAUGGAACAACAAUGCUCACCCGACUUGGAAGAAAUAUUUAUGCAUUUCUGGGAAUUCCCUAUGCUGCACCGCCACUCCAGAAACUCAGAUUCAAGCCACCGCAACCCCCGAUCGCUUGGAAUGGCACUCUACAUGCUACGACUAACGCCGAGAUAUGCAUGCAACGGAAUAUCUACGUCGAUCAGAAGGAAAUUGUCGGCAGCGAGGAUUGUCUUUACCUGAACGUUUACACGCCAUGCAUACAAUGCACCGAGGAACACUCGAAUUUUGAUCAUGAUCCGGAACGACAGCGGCAGAAGGUCUUCGCCCGAUUCCCAGUCAUGAUUUGGUUCCACGGUGGUGGAUGGCUUGCUGGUGCUGGCCACUCUGAAUAUUAUGGGCCCAAAUUUCUGCUGGACUUUGAUCUCGUCCUCGUCACCGUCAACUUCCGACUUGGACCUUUGGGUUUUAUGAGUACGGAGGACCUGGAAUGUCCAGGAAAUGUAGGAUUAAAGGAUCAGCAGCAAGCUAUGAAAUGGGUACACGAAAAUAUUGCUUACUUUGGUGGUGAUCCAAAUAGAGUGACUCUUUUCGGUGAAAGUGCCGGCGGUGCAAGUGUUCACUACCAUAUGGUCAGCCCCCUUUCAGUAGGACUUUUUCACCGCGGUAUUUCUCAGAGUGGCAACUUCUACAAUCCAUGGACUUUAACGUCACCAAGAAUUGCCAGAAUGAGAGCUAUGACUUUAGGUAAGCAUUUAGGAUGCAACACCGAGAAUUCCAAGGAUCUCAUUGAAUGCCUGCAAACGAAAAGCGCGGAAGAAAUCAUUGGUACCGACCAGCUUUUCAAGAAAUUUGGUUAUUGCCCAAUGAUACCAUUCCGACCGGUAAUCGAACCUGAGCAUUCAGGUGCCUUUUUGAUAGAGGAUCCCCUAAUUUCUGUACGAGAAGGCCGCCUCCUCGACGUACCCUGGAUGACAGGAAUCACUUCGGAAGAAGGAGCUUUAAGAGUAGCAGGUAUUUAUGGACGGGAACAAAAUGUGAAAGAAUUGGAGACUAAUUUUAACAAAAUUGUGCCUAUGAGUUUAUUAUAUGACGAAAGAUACAAUGUCACGAAUGAGGAUUUACGAAAUGAGAUAACUGCCACUAUUCGCAAUUUCUAUUUCGGCUACAAUGCUAUCGACUACACCGAAGAUUCCAGAUUCAAAGUCGUCGACAUGUACAGCGACUCAUGGUUUAAUCAUGGUACUCACGAAGCUGUGCAAGAUUUUAUUGUAAAUCAAACUUCACCAGUAUUUUAUUACUACUUUGCUUAUAAAGGAAGUGUAUCGUUCAGCACGAUAUUUGGCGAUCCAGUAAGAGAUUACGGAGUAUCGCACGCGGAUGAUUUACAGUAUUUGUUCCCCGUGGGUGAACAAUUGUUCCCAAACACGGCGUUGUCUGAAGAAGAUCAUAAAAUAAUCGAUGUCAUGACUUAUAUUUGGUACAAUUUUGCGAAUUCCGGAAAUCCUACACCAAAAGUUACUAAAGUGGUUCCAUUGAAGUGGAAGCCCGUAAAAACAAAUUCUGCACCGGAAUACUUGCGCAUAGAAAAUCCAAAGAAAAUUACAAUGGAUCACAGUCUUCUCUGGCAGAGAAUGAUAUUCUGGGAUUCUUUAACACGUAAAUUAAUGGACCAUGGAAAUACAUUUAGACAUUUGAAGGAUGAGUUGUAAUUUGUACUCUGCACGACUGCACAUAAGUCGAAGGCAAAGAUAUUAUAGUGUGAUAGAAGAAAUUUUAUAGCGUUGAAAUUUUA